Messenger RNA from Oncorhynchus nerka (sockeye salmon), 2679 nucleotides. Its product is annotated as synaptophysin-like. Gene Ontology annotation, cellular component: presynaptic active zone; synaptic vesicle membrane; synaptic vesicle. The transcript has 6 exons. Lineage: Eukaryota; Metazoa; Chordata; Actinopteri; Salmoniformes; Salmonidae. The coding region runs from base 63 to 983 and encodes 306 amino acids. The record is from RefSeq and is a predicted model, not a curated record.
AAACAGGAGCUGCCUCCACUAUUUCAUCACUAUUUCAACUUUUAACAUGUCAACAUCAUCAAAUGACUUAUGCUUAUUCUAACGCAGGGACAACUCAAAGAUAUCAAAAACUAUUUAGCCCAAUCAAGUUGGUUGCGGGCGGACAGUUCAGAGUCCUCAAAGUUCCCCUGGGCUUCAUCAAAGCUCUAGAAUGGAUAUUUGCCAUCUUUGCAUUCUCAACAUGUGGGAGUUACUCCGGGAUGUUCAUGAUGAGUGUGGAGUGUAAAAACAGGACCGAGAGCGACCUGAGUAUAUGGGUGGAAUUUGAGUAUCCUUUCAGGCUUCACCAAGUAUACUUUGACGCCCCGACCUGCAAGGGGGGUCCACCCGAGCGUCUCUUCCUGGUUGGUGACUACUCUUCCUCAGCAGAGUUCUUCGUCACCAUCGGUGUGUUUGCCUUCCUCUACUCCAUGGCUGCGCUCAGCGUCUACGUCUUCGCCCUGGAGAAGUACCGGGAGAACAACAAGGGACCACUCAUCGAUUUUGGCGUGACGUGUGUGUUCACCUUCAUGUGGUUGGUCAGCUCCGCUGCGUGGGCUAAGGGCCUGUCGGAUGUCAAGGCGUCCACGGACCCUGAGAAGGUGGUGGAUCUGAUCUCAGCCUGCGACGAGGAGGGGAACCUCUGUCGUGAAGUUCACGACCCCGUCAUGUCUGGACUCAACACCUCCGUCUGUUUUGGCUUCAUGAACCUGGUCUUGUGGGGAGGGAACCUGUGGUUCGUCUUUAAGGAGACCGGCAUCAUCGCCCCCUUCAUGCGCGCCCCUCCUCCCCAGGAGAAGCAGCCCGCCCCAGACUCGUACGGCCAGCAGGCGGGGUACGAGCAGGACCCUUACGCCAGCGCCCAGGGGGACUACAAGCCAGAAUACAACCAGCAGCAGCAGGGCUACAACCAGGAGGGCGGAGAGUAUGGACACACACCCACCUCCUUCGCCAAUCAGAUGUGAGGGGGAGGAGGAAAUAGGAAGUGUGGAGGCGGCUGACGGCUGGCGAGUCACAUUAUAUUGUUUUCACAUGGUUAUUUUAUUAUAAUUAUUUUACUUUAAUAUAUUUUAUUAGACAGCCUUACUGUUAUUAUGAGGAAUUAUUAUGAGAUGUUAUGAAGAAUAUUUUAUAUUUAUUUUAUAUAUUAUAUUAUUAUAUAUUCAUAUAUAUAUAUAUAUAUAUAUUGAUUUAUUUUUUUUACUUUAAACUCAGUUUAUUUGGUUUUCAUUUAAAGCUUUAGCAAUUAAAACUCACACAGAAUGAGUUUAUUAUCGCAUCAUAAAUAUAUACUGUAUGUGAACCCAAAUAGGAUUCUCCGUUAUUUAGUUUUGUUCACUACCUCCACGUGUUUAGUUCCACUCAGUCAGGAGCAACAGGAUGAUCAGAAUGGAUCGUUAGUGGCACUGCAGCUCAUCUCCUUAAACUCUCAGAUUCCCAAUCUGGACCUCCAGGGCCACUGCUUUGUUCUCUCUCUCCCAUUGUUCCCCUGUAAUCAGACACUGAUUUAGACCUGGGACACCGGUGGAUGCAAGUAGUUAUCAGGUAGAACAGUACAGCUGGAAACUACAGUACCCACAAUGCCGCACUCCUUCCUGUGUGUCUGUUUGCACAGCGGACCUCGUAGGGUCAGAUUUAAAACACCCCUCUCUCUUAAUGUUCCCUGUCUUCUUUUCCUCUCCACAGAGAGUCAGCAGAGUGACGGGGGGAGGAGUGUGGUGCCUGGAAACUACAGUACCCACAAUGCCGCACUCCUUCCUGUGUGUCUGUUUGCGCAUCUAUCUGUGUGCUGAGUAAAUGGGGGACGGGGGGGAACCUAAACAUAAAGAAGUGAGGGAACAGGGAGGGGGAGAGAUUAGAUGUUAGUUAUUCUGGUGGAAAAAAAGAGAGUACAUAUGAAUAUAAACUUGAACAUAGUUCCAUAUGGAAAAUGUUAUUAUAAAAAAUACAUCUAUUUAAAAAUGGAUUAUAAUGUUGACAAUAGUAAUAUUAGAUUGUUGAGAGAAUGUAUUGGUAUGUGCUGUAUAGAUAUCACUAUGAACAACUAUAUAGACAAACAUUUUGUCAUGUUAACUAUUCUAAUGUUCAGAUUCUGAGUUCAGUAAAUAAAUCAUUUGUAAACACUAAUUCCUCCUCCGUGCAACAAUAUGUACUUAAAAAAAAAAAAAAUGUUUUGAUACAAUUGUAUUUUAUUCAGCUGCUUGUUCUGUUGUGUCUCUUGGUUUUGGUUGGAUUUACAGAACAUCAAGGCAGUUUCAUUAUAUAGGCUAUCACUCACUCUAUCUCUCACAGUGAAAUAAAUCAAACAGUAGACCAAUACGUUUCUUUCCUCAGUCUAAGCUAUAAGAACUGUGUUGAACAUGUAAAGUCCAUACAUUUCAGUAGGAAUACAGUAAAUUCCAUGCAUCCCAGUAGGAAUACAGUAAAUUCCAUGCAUCCCAGUAGGAAUACAGUAAAUUCCAUGCAUCCCAGUAGGAAUAGAGUCAAUUGCAUGCAUCCCAGUAGGAAUACAGUCAAAUCCAUGCAUCCCAGUAGGAAUAGAGUAAAUUCCAUGCAUCCCAGUAGGAAUACAGUAAAAUCCAUGCAUCCCAGUAGGAAUACAGUAAAUGCCAUGCAUCCCAGUAGGAAUACAGUCAAUUCCAUGCAUCCCAGUAGGAAUAC